AUGGUGGGUGCGGGUGACUGUGGGCAUUACCAGCUUUUGGGAGCAUCCCUGGGCACGUGCACAGCUGGGUCUGAUGAGCCUGGCCCAGAGGGCCUCACCUCCACCUCCCUGCUGGACCUCCUGCUGCCCACUGGGCUGGAGCCGCUGGACUCAGAGGAGCCCAGUGAGGCCAUGGGGCUGGGAGCUGGCCUGGGAGCCCCUGGCUCGGGCUUCCCCAGUGAAGAGAGCGAAGAGUCUCGCAUUCUCCAGCCACCACAGUACUUCUGGGAGGAGGAGGAGGAGCUGAAUGACUCAAGUCUGGACCUGGGCCCCACUGCAGAUUAUGUGUUUCCAGACUUGACUGAGAAGGCAGGUCCCGUCGAAGACACCAGCCAGGGUCAAGAGGUGCCUCGCCUCGCCUCUCCCUUGCCCAAGAUGAACCUGGUGGAGCCACCCUGGCACAUGGCUCCUGGAGAGGAGGAGGAAGAGGAGGAGGAGGAGGAGAGGGAGAAGGAGGAGGUAGAGAAGGAGGAGGAGGAGGAGGAAGAGGAGGAGCUGCUGCCUGUGAAUGGAUCCCAAGAAGAAGCCCGAACCCAGGUCCAUGACUUUUCUCCCACCAGCAGGAGCCAGACCCCAGGGUCUGCCAAACACAGGCAUGAAGAUUCUGGGGACCAGGCCUCCUCGGAUGUGGAGGUGGGGAACAGCAUGGAGCCCAGCCUGCCACCGCCCUCGGUCACCCCAAGUACAGUGACCCUGGGGGGUCAGGACUUCACCAGCCAGGAGGCAGGGAGCACAGUACUGCCAGCCGCAGGGCGUGGGGUAGAGUUUGAGGCCCCGCAGGAGGCAAGUGAGGAGGCCACUGUGGGAGCAGCUGGGUUGGCUGGCAGGCAAGGAGAGGUGCCGUCCUUGGCUUCAUUCCCUCAAACAGAAGCUCCCAGCGGGGCUGAGGCUGCAGAUGAAGACCCCCUUUACCCUGGAGCCUCAGCCUCUUUCCCACUGGCCCCCCAAGAUGUGGAACUGACACCUUCCUCUGCGACCUUGGGGCAGGAAGACCUCAGCCAGCAGCCCCAGGAAGGGCAGGCCGUCGAAGCUCAGUCCAGGAUACCCUGGGAUUCGACUCAGGUGAUCUGCAAAGACUGGAGCAACCUGGCCGGGAAGAACUACAUCGUUCUGAACAUGACGGAGAACGUAGACUGUGAGGUGUUCCGGCAGCACCGGGGGCUGCAGCUGCUAGCCCUGGUGGAGGAGGUGCUGCCCCGCCAUGGCAGCGGCCGCCACGGGGACUGGCACAUCUCCCUGAGCAAGCCCAGCGAGAAGGAGCAGCACCUUCUCAUGACCUUAGUGGGCGAGCAGGGGGUGGUGCCCACUCAAGAUGUCCUUUCCAUGCUGGGCGACAUCCGCAGGAGUCUGGUGGAGAUCGGCAUCCAGAACUACUCCACAACAAGCAGCUGCCAAGCACGAGCAAGCCAGGUGCGCAGCGACUAUGGGACGCUCUUUGUGGUGCUAGUGGUCAUCGGCGCCAUCUGUGUCAUCAUCAUUGUGCUGGGCCUGCUCUAUAACUGCUGGCAGCGCCGGCUGCCCAAGCUCAAACACGUGUCGCACGGCGAGGAGCUGCGCUUCGUGGAGAACGGCUGCCACGACAACCCCACGCUGGACGUGGCCAGCGACAGCCAGUCGGAGAUGCAGGAGAAGCAGCCCAGCCUGAACGGAGGCGGGGCCGUCAACGGCCCGGGCGGCUGGAGCGCGCUCAUGGGAGGCAAGCGGGACCCCGAGGACUCGGACGUGUUCGAGGAGGACACGCACCUGUGAGGGCGCCCGGCCGCCGCUGCGACCCCGCGGCCUCACCCUGGCCCCCCGGGGCUGCGCCGGGAGGGGCAGGGCUGGCCCGGAGCGGACUGCCGCCUCCUUCCCGCGCGGCCCCGCCCGCUCCCCCGCAGUCCAGCCCUCGGUGCGGGGUACCCCCGCUUCUCACCGACUCACAGAGCAGUCUGGCACAGCCCUCCCCUGUCCCACCCGACGCCCCGAGGGGCCGGUGCUCCCG
Messenger RNA from Equus quagga, 2020 nucleotides. RefSeq names its product podocalyxin like 2 (gene PODXL2). The transcript is spliced from 8 exons. The record is from RefSeq and is a predicted model, not a curated record. Lineage: Eukaryota; Metazoa; Chordata; Mammalia; Perissodactyla; Equidae. Bases 1 to 1788 code for a protein of 595 amino acids.